Molecule: messenger RNA, 5041 nt
Organism: Saccostrea cuccullata (small rock oyster)
Lineage: Eukaryota; Metazoa; Mollusca; Bivalvia; Ostreida; Ostreidae
Product: RNA exonuclease 1 homolog
Exons: 15
Coding region: 115-3918 (1267 amino acids)
Cellular component (GO): nucleus
Molecular function (GO): exonuclease activity; nucleic acid binding
Source: RefSeq, a predicted model, not a curated record
CAAAAUAUUUCUAUUUGUCGUGAAAUCUGUCAUGUAGGUGCGAUGUAGGGGUUUAAAUAUAAUUCUUACGCUAUUUCUUAAACAAAUGUGCAAGUAUUAGCUUAAUGAAAAGACAUGUUCUCCAGUGGGGGAUAUUUCCGCGGUUUCAACUGUCCAUUUUUCGCCAGUGGACUCUGUGAACGUCCAUACUGCCACUACCGACAUGUGAAGACUGAGGAAGAGAAAGUACAAAGUAAAGCUGCAAGCAGUGGAUAUUCAGAUGCACAGAUUGAAGAAGAUUUGACAACAGGAAAUGGACUAGUUUGUUUAAAAGGAGAAGCAGUUAAAGUGAAUAAAUACACAGGGGAACCUGAAAUUCAAACUGCAGAAAAGACAGAUCUCGGGAAGUUACCUCAGGAACAUGUCAACAAGUACACUGGGGAACCAAUGGUGGCCCCGCCGUCAAAUGAAUAUGUCGUGGAAGUGAAUUCACACUGUAAAAAGUACAAACCAACAGAUAAGAAAUAUAAUGGAGAACUAAUGGGGGCUCAGCCAUUAAAUGAAUACACAGUUGAAGUGAAUUCAAAUUGCAGGAAGUAUAAUCCAACAAAUAAAAACUAUAAUGGAGGACCAAUGGUAACCAAGCCAUCUAAUGAAUACACAGUAGAAGUGAAAUCAGAAUGCAAAAAGUAUAAUCCAACAGACAAAAAUUGUGAUGGGGAACAAAUAAUAACUCAGCCAUCUAAUGAAUACACAGUAGAACUAAAUUCAAAUUGUAAGAAGUACAGACCAACUGAUAAACAAUCACUCAAGUCUCAAAGACCCAAAUUACAAAUACACAAACCUGUUCAAAAAAUAAACAAGUACACAGGUGAACCAGUAGUGGACAUUGUUGACAAACAAACAUACACUCCAGAAGCAAAAGACUUCCCUGAGUAUAACCCCACUCCCAUCAAUCAGUUAAAACCUAGUCUCUCCAAAUAUCAAGCAGGUAUAUUAGACAUUGAAAAUGAGCAAGAAUAUGACCCACAGAGUAAUUUUUCUACAAAAAGCUUGCUUGAACCCUCUCAGCCAAUGGCUAUUAAAAGAACUUUUACCUAUGACCCCACCACCCCUGAUUUCAAUCACCCUGCCAAAAGAGCCAAAGGCGAUCUAGAGGAAGCUGGGCCAGAGGAUAAUAAAGACGAGAGUGAUGAUGGAGAAAUGGGAAUGUUCAGCGAAGAUGAGGAAGAAGAAGAAAUCAAGAUUCCAACACUGGGAGAUAGUUCUGAGGAGGAAGACUCGUCAAAACCCUCCAUAAUUACGGACGUGAAAGUGUUUGAAAAUUUGCUUUUACCAGUUAUGGAUCAUGACAACAAUAGUAAUGAAACUUCAAGUGAAACAAAGAAGUUAUCAGAGUCGGGGAAAAAGUCCCACACUGAAACAAAAGACCAUGCCAAAAAAGUCAGAACGAAGGAGAAAUUAUCAAAAUCUUCUGCCAGUAAUGAUUCAAAGAAAAAUGGGCACUCACAGAAAGAAAGAACAAGUUCCAAAUUAGACUCAUCAGACUCCUCAAAACACAGUUCAUCCUCAAAAUCUAGAGAAAAUUCCUCCUCUAGGGCAUCUUCAAGCAAAUCUUCUGUGAAAGACUCCACAAAGUCAGUUGAGAAACAAAGUUCAUCUAAUUCCUCAGACAAAUCAUCUAGCAAACACACACAUCACAAAUCUUCUACAUCUUCCUCCUCCAAACCCAAAUCAUCCAGUGAAAAAGAAACUCCAAAAAAGCACUCCUCCUCCUCCUCCUCCUCCUCCUCCUCCUCAAAACAAAAACAUGAACACAGUAAACAUUCAGCUCAUGAUAAAAGUUCAAAUAAGCAAGACCAUAAAAAACAUUCUACAGACAAAAAGAAAGAACAAUCUGGGAAGUCACAUAAAAAAUGUGAAUCUAGUGGGCACAGUAAAAAUGAAUCCAGUGGGCACAGUAAACAUGAAUCCAGUGGGCACAGUAAACAUGAAUCAAGAUCAAAAAGUUCAAAGGAGACUUCUAAGGACUCUGUGAAAGGAGAGAGUAAGAAGAGGGAUAGGUCGGUUUCACUGGACAGUAAUGGGUCUAAGAGGAAGAUUGUGGAUAUUAACUUGGACUUGUUUGGUAUGGACAGCGAUGAAGAGGACAGCAUUCCUCCUCUGAUCAGUGAUGAGGAGGAAGAGGAUCCGUAUGAGGAGUGUCUGAGGAUUUAUAAUGAAAGUAAUGUCUCCAAACCAUCACCCAAGAAAAAAAGCCGAACUGAAAGGAGUAUCAGUGAAACAGAGCAGUCUGAGAGUGUGCCGAUUCCAGGAAAAAAGAGGACCGCCCACAAAGGAAGCAGAGAGGUGACAAGAAAGAUUCCAGAGAAGCCCCAUUCAAAGUUGUCCCCAGCUCAGAUCAUGCACAACAGAUUUGUAAUGAUGCAGAAACAGGCUCAAGAAGAGGCUGGAAGAUCUCAGGAAGCUUCAACAUCAUCAUCAUCAACUGGAAAACAUAGGGUUGCACAUCAAAGUAACGUAAACCAGAAAGUAAAGAAUGGAAGAGAGGGGACCAAAGUAGUGGAUGGGAAAACUGUAGUCUCCACGGCAUCCAAAACUCAAAAACGCACAGCUCAUGUACCUAAUGUGAAGAAUAUCAAGCGACCCACAAUUCCAGCGGAGUAUGGGAGCAAGGUCCCGAUCAGCGUGAGGCAGCGAUAUCUCAAUUCUAUCAUUGAUGAAUGCUUGCCUCUUUAUGAUAAUGAAGAGGAUGCUUUUAAAAGGGGUUUAGAGGAAGAACUCACUGUGUACAAAAGAGCCAGUAACAAAACUGUCUACCUUAAUGUCGCAUGUAACACAAUCAAAAGGCUGCGAACAGAGGCAGCGGAACUUACAGCUUCUCCGACAAAACCUACAUCCCCUCUGAAGAUGUCUCAUGAAGCGGUGUUAGGAGGUAAAAACGCAACCAGGACGACCUACACCCUCAACAGAUCAGGGGGCUCAACAAAGGGACCCAUUGAAAACUUCAAAGGGAGUGAACUUUAUAACAGACUUGCCAGGUACAUAAUGACAGAAGAACAGCUUCAGGAGAAUGGAUUUCCUCGACCGGAUAGUGAGAAUAGCUCAGUAGCCAAAAUAUACACAGUCAGUCAGCAGGAGCAGAACAGUGCCAAACUUAAAACACAUGAGAAAAUUUGUGUGCGGUGUGGGAAGCGAUUCAUGGUGUUUCCUAAUGGAACGUAUGCACAUCAGGAGGAGUGUAGUUACCACUGGGGGAAAGCUUGGAAAAAGAAAAUUGCUGGGUACAUUGAAACUAGAUAUACUUGUUGUCAAGGAGAUUUAGGGACAGAGGGUUGUCAAAUUGCUAAGUGUCAUGUCCAUGAGACCAAUAAGUGGGAGAACCGUACGGGUUAUAUGAAGACCCUCCCAUGUUCACCUGCACCUGAUGGAGAUUAUGGAGUGUAUGCCAUGGACUGUGAAAUGGUGUACACUCAGGGUGGUGUGGAGCUCGCUCGAGUUACUGUGACAGACUGUGAGAACAACUCAGUGUAUGAGACCUUGGUGAGACCAGACAGAAAAAUUAUAGAUUACAACACCAGGUUUAGUGGGAUCACCAAGGAAGACAUGGUGGGUGUCACGACAACCAUCAGAGAUGUCCAGGCAGUGCUGCUCAGUCUGUUCACAGAGAAAACCAUUCUGAUUGGUCACAGCCUGGAGAGUGACCUGGCAGCUGUCAAGAUUAUACAUGAUACUGUGGUAGAUACAUCAGUAGUAUUCCCCCAUCGUCUUGGACCCCCCUAUAAAAGGGCCCUUAAAACGCUGAUGGCAGAAUAUAUGAAGAAAAUUAUCCAAGAUGAUGUUGGAGGCCAUGACAGUCAGGAGGACGCCAUUUCCUGUAUGGAGUUGAUGCAGUGGCGCAUUAAAGAAGAUGCUAGAAAAGAACCAAGAUGUAGCUGAUUCCUGUAAAAUAGAAUUUCAGUGAUUGUAAACAGAUAAAAAAUGCCACAGUUUCUGUAAACACUUGAUAAUCAGCCACAGUUUCUGUAAACAGUUGAAAACCAGAAACAGUUUCUGUAUACAAUUAAGAAACUGCCACAGUAUCUGUAAACAACUAACAAAAAUGCCACAGUUUCUGUAAACAGUUAACAAAAAUGCCACAGUUUCUGUGUACAGUUGAAAAAUUGCUGUUUCUGUGUACUGUUGAAAAAAAAUGACACAGUUUCUGUAUUCAAUUGAAAAAAUGGCACAGUCUCUGUAUUAAAACAACUAAAAAUGUCAACAAGUCCUGUUAGCAGAUAAAGACAAAGCAAAACAGGAAAAUGGGUUGCUUUCGAACUGAAAUUGAAUGAAAAGUGAAUAAGGGUUGUUUUGCCAGUAAAAAUUCUCAGGUUCUUUCAGAGAGAACAAUGUGUGGAAUGAUAGGAAGAUAUCUGUGUUAAAUGUAGUGAUACUGAACUGUAGUACUUAACAGUAUUCUUUUACCUAAGUUUAUCUAUUUUCAUUCUCUGGGAGAAUGGUAUUGUUGAAUGGAGAACCUCUUCCUUUUGUUAUCCUUAUAUUUGACAAAAAACAAUUUGUGAAACAAAAAUACAAAAUACAUGUACUUUGUGCAAUCCAUAUCUUAGACACAGCACAUUCUCUGACUCUUAUGGUCCAGAGGUAUUUCUAAAUUCAUUUUGCUUGUAAUUUGUAACAAUUUAUUCUACCUCUCUUUUUACAUGUUUACUUAUAUAGGAUCUGUUUCUUUCUUAGCUUUUGGAUUGUCUUUAUUAAGUUCCCAGUUAGUUAAUACUUUGUAAGAAUAUUAAUAACUACAGUAAAUUACCUCCUGUUUUAAAACUUGAAUAUUCUUGUUAAAAUAAAAGACUGUGCAGUUAUUAUCAGCAUUGACGUCUCAGUUGCAUAAGGAAGCAUGGUGACUGUUUGUGUGACAUAUGGAAUGUGAUUGUGUUAUUGUUUGUAUAAUUUUGUAUCUGGUGCAGUAAAUUAUUGAGAUUCAUCAUGUGCUAAAAUAUUAUUAUGUAAAUCUUAAAGAAAUUGUUGUGUUAGAAAUUAAUGGGCAUCAUGCUAAUAAAGUUGU